Messenger RNA from Beauveria bassiana ARSEF 2860, 930 nucleotides. RefSeq lists its product as uncharacterized. Lineage: Eukaryota; Fungi; Ascomycota; Sordariomycetes; Hypocreales; Cordycipitaceae. The record is from RefSeq and is a predicted model, not a curated record. Bases 1 to 930 code for a protein of 309 amino acids. The transcript is spliced from 3 exons.
AUGCACCGAGAACGGCAAGUGGGUGCUCCGGCCUGCACUCCAGCGGAAGUUAGCGCGCCAGCUUCGCGUGUCCAGCUCUUCAUUGCCUCGUUUUUGCGCAAAGCUUUCAUGUUCGCUCUGGCUGACCUGCUGAACCCGCCGCCGUCACAGGAAGGGCGAGCUCCCGAGGCUGUGAUGGUUGAAGCUGAUGCGCCAGCCAACUCCGAUCCAAACACAGCAAACGAACAGAUACUGUCGAAUGACGCAAAAUCGCCAAAACAUUCUGCGCAGACCAGGAAAACCGCGUCGCUAAUAGGAUCAGCAGUGUCGAGCGAGACUGAAUCGUCGAGCCUACCAGCUCUGCCAAGCGACGUUAACACGCUUGCUUGUCUAAGCCAGCAUGAAUUGUCGCCGGGCAAGCAACCGCGAGCAGGCAAAUCUAUUUCGAAAAGGACGAUUUACUACGAUGGCCGAGAAUGGGAGUACAAAGGCUACAAGUGGGUCAAACAGGGCAUUCUGUCCUUGAGACUGAUGCCUGUCGGAUCGAACGAGAUAAUUGAGUUGGUCCACGAGAGAGACGUGCAACUUGAUAAUCAGAAGGGCCUUCUCGAGCUAUGGAAGGGCAUCGGCCGACCUAAGCCUAAGAACAGAAUGUACCAGCCAUUGAGGAUUCUUGACGAAACAAAGGAUGAGAAAUUCGAAUUGCAAUCGACAGGUUUCGACGAGGAGUCGUACUCACUAGAGCCAGUAUCAAAAAUGUGGAAAGUCGCCCCGGGUUUAGUGGAUGAGUACUACGACAGGCAAACACAAGGCGAAGCGAGCCAUGCCGUCAAACACGGUGGAAGACGCCCAGUUAGGCGGCCACAGCUUCCACCAGGCCCAAGACGUAAACCUACACAUCGCCCACAAGCCCGCGGCGGUAAAGGACCCUCGGCAAGGCGGCGGAUUUGA